AUGGCAUCACCAGCGACGCACCGCCAAUUCGUUGUUAUGAAUGAGCACCCAAACGCGAAGGUGGAAGAAAUCUGUGCAGUUAUUGCGCAUUUGGAGGAGAUGCUGGAUGCCCUCUCACAGACUGCGUGGACUUGUGCGCACAAGGUGUGCAUGAAGGACGUCUGGGAAGUGCAAAACCUAAUGUGCAUCCAGAGAAGGCCCACAGGGCAGAAGCAGCGGACGCGCAGGACCCACAAUGGCACAGAUUUAACCGAGAGAGGGAGAGCAGGAGCCACCGCACUGCCGGACUACAGCGGCAAGAGUGCUUGA
Ostreobium quekettii is the source of this 309-nucleotide messenger RNA. The record is from the annotation of a GenBank genome assembly. Lineage: Eukaryota; Viridiplantae; Chlorophyta; Ulvophyceae; Bryopsidales; Ostreobiaceae.